AUGGCUCUGCUUUCUGUUCUCUUCUUGCUCUAUAUUUAUGGGGCUUUGUCGGCAUCUGCGUUGUCUAUUUGUCCUAAAGAAUCAGCUUUGUUUAUGUACGAUAUUCAAUCUCAAUGUCCUGUUUCGAUCUCUCCAAACUCUCCUCUUCAGGUUUCUUGGGUAGUAGUAGAACUUUCACAUAGAAACAACAAUGAAGAGAAUUUGGAUUUUGAAUCUUUACCUUUUCUAGAAGGGCUUGAACCAGUUCAACAUUUUACCAAAGACGACUGUACUAGUACAGAGAGUCAUGAAAAAUUCUUCAUGCAGCCAGAGGAUAUAAUAAAGAGGGAACCCUACUUAGUACUUGCUACACUGUUUCUCUUUUUGAGGGUGUUGCUCUAUGUAUCUCCAAAGGUGUUGUCACAUCUCAAGGCUUUCUAUGCCUGUUAUGUACCACAUUUCAACUUGGAAAUAUUUGGCGAGACUAGUCAAUUGUUUGGGCGUAUCCUUCACAUGAUUGAUGUGAGGAGGAUUUGGACUAAGCUGAGAAUAUGCAAGACCAGAAAUUUCCAUGAACGUGCAAAAAAUUGUCGGGUGUGGGCUUCUUCACUGGCUUCUGUUUCUUUGGGUGAAUCGUCUCCAUCAGCUAGGUCACAGUCCUAA
This is a messenger RNA of Dovyalis caffra, 642 nucleotides long. Lineage: Eukaryota; Viridiplantae; Streptophyta; Magnoliopsida; Malpighiales; Salicaceae. The record is from the annotation of a GenBank genome assembly.